Molecule: messenger RNA, 691 nt
Organism: Notodromas monacha
Lineage: Eukaryota; Metazoa; Arthropoda; Ostracoda; Podocopida; Cyprididae
Source: the annotation of a GenBank genome assembly
AUUUAUUUUAAUAUUUUUUUCAGACCAUAUUGCAAUGACUAGUUCCGGACCGAUUUUGAAAAGUGGGUAUUUGAAAGCGCCCUUGUAUAAUGGUGUCGGUCGGUUUGUGUGCCAAUUGCAGCGUCUGACUUUGAAAUUUUGCAAGGAACAUGGUGGAAGUCGUGGAGUCCGCGACUUCAUCGAACAGGAUCUCCUAAACUUUGCUCGCCGGAACCCGGGAGUGGUGAUCGACUUCAUCGAACAGGAUCUCCUAAACUUUGCUCGCCGGAACCCGGGAGUGGUGAUGUACGUUAAGCCUCGUCGACACAGAUCCCCUGUGUUGAAAGCUGAGUUUCUGAAUGGGGAGCACCACUGGUUAUCACUGCAUAGCAUGGAUCGAGAAGAAGUUCAUCGGUGGAUAGAAUUGAUGCGUACCAAGUCGGGAGAGCAAAUGGUACGUUUGAGGAAGCAAUGGAGAAACUAUCCGUUAAAGCAGGAGAAGUUGAAUCUGCUUCCGAUUUCCUCGAGAAGCUACUUGCCGAACAAAAGAAUAUCCGAGUACUGGAAGAAGAUGUUCCUCGUCAAGGAAGCCUUUCCGUUGGCUCAGUCUCGUGAUCUUUCGAUUGCCAUGAUUAGUCGUGUUCAUCCUGUGCUUGGUCUUCUUUCGGAGAAACGGUACUAGGAAACAAGUUCUUCGUUUGUUGGAAACCAA